GUAUCUAUCAUGAAUGACAUAAUACUAAAAAAUAAACAUACUUUCGUAAAUAUCAUAGUUGGAGAAUGAAGAAUCUCCUACAAACGUGCGCUGAAAUAAAUCAUCUAAAACACGUUUGUAUUCUGUAAUACAGUAUUUGCUAAAAUUGAAAUAACGUCGUGUUUCGCUGUUGUAUUUCGUCGUAUUUCGUAUUUCGCUAGUUGAUCUAGAUUCAACAUCGAAAGUGCGAAACUGCAACAGCGUGGACUUUCAACUUGUCAACCGUUUGAUAUUCCCCAGAAAGUUUAUUUAGGAGAUCAUAUAUUGUCUUUUUUAAAAUUAAAGAAAUAUGCAAAACACAGCAGUAAACAAGAAGAAGGAAAAGAUAUUUAAAGUUUUGGUCCUUGGUGAUGUUGGCACAGGGAAAACUAGUUUCAUACGGAGAUAUGUUAGUCAAAAAUUCUUUAUCAACUAUAAGGCUACAAUUGGCAGUGAUUUUGCAGUGAAAGUUAUAGAUUGGGACGAAAAUUGUCAGAUAAAACUGCAACUAUGGGAUAUUGCAGGUCAAGAGCGAUUCACAUCAAUGACCAGGGUGUAUUACCGGGAUGCUGUUGCAGCAUUUGUUGCAUUUGACGUGACAAGGGCAGCAACAUUUGAUGCUGUAGAGCAGUGGAAAAGUGACUUGGAUAGCAAACUGUUCCUAGCUAAUGGGCAACCAAUUCCAGCAGUCUUAUUGGCAAAUAAAUGUGAUCAAGAAUAUAUAAUUAAAAAAGAAAGAAUUGACAAACUGAGAGACGACCUUGGGUUUCUGUGCAGUUUUGACACAUCAGCAAAAGAAAAUAUUGGCAUUGACGAAGCAAUCAGUUUCAUAGUAACUAAGAUUUUAGAAAACGAAGAAUCGCUCUCAACCAGGCACGCCAACAGUCUGGAACUUCCCAAUCAACAACUGCCUGAACAAAACUGUUGUGCAUGUCACUUUCCAAAAUCAAAACCACUUUUGAAGGAUGCAGAUGGAUAAAGUAAAUGAAAAUAUAUCAUAUAUUUAACAGAUAUUAUCAGAACAUAACUUAUUGUAGAUUAAUUUAGCUGUGGUAAGCUUGUUCAUUUCAUAAAAUUAAGCCCAACAAAUAUUGGUAAGCAAAUAUAAUUUACAAUAUAGAGCACAGAUUUGCACCCUAGCAAGGCACAACAAUUAUGCACAAACUUAGUAAAGCCCAAAAUAAUAAAGUACAUAAAUUGAUCUGAAAAUUAGAGUGAUAUUUUUGUAAAAAAAAAUU
This is a messenger RNA of Dendronephthya gigantea, 1256 nucleotides long. RefSeq names its product ras-related protein Rab-32-like. Bases 329 to 997 code for a protein of 222 amino acids. Lineage: Eukaryota; Metazoa; Cnidaria; Anthozoa; Malacalcyonacea; Nephtheidae. The record is from RefSeq and is a predicted model, not a curated record. Gene Ontology annotation, biological process: phagosome-lysosome fusion; endosome to lysosome transport. The transcript is spliced from 7 exons. Gene Ontology annotation, molecular function: GTP binding; GTPase activity. Gene Ontology annotation, cellular component: late endosome; Golgi apparatus; phagocytic vesicle.